Molecule: messenger RNA, 811 nt
Organism: Odocoileus virginianus texanus
Lineage: Eukaryota; Metazoa; Chordata; Mammalia; Artiodactyla; Cervidae
Gene: METTL26
Product: methyltransferase like 26
Source: RefSeq, a predicted model, not a curated record
CCGGCUGUGCCAAACUCGCGAAGGCGCUCUCCGGGGGAGACUGGAAAGAUGCUGGUUGCGGAGGCCGCCGAGCGGAACAAGGAGCCCAUCCUGCGGGUGUUGCGGCAGUACGUGGACUCGGCCCAGCGCGGCGUCCGCGUGCUGGAAGUGGCCUCGGGCUCGGGCCAACACACAGCCCACUUUGCGCGAGCCUUCCCCCACGCGGAAUGGCAGCCGUCCGACGUGGACCAGCGCUGCCUGGACAGCAUCUUGGCCACCACUCAGGCCCACGGGCUGCCCAACGUGAAGGCCCCGAUGUACCUGGACGUGAGCUGGGAUUGGAAACAGUGGGGCGGGAUCCUGCCGCAGUCGCUGGACCUGCUGCUCUGCAUCAACUUGAGCCACAUCAGCCCCCUGAGUUGCACUGAGGGCCUGUUCAGAGCAGCAGGACACCUGCUCAAACCCAAGGCUGUGCUCAUCACCUAUGGGGCCUAUGCUGUCAACGGGAAGAUUUCUCCCCAGAGUAACGUGGACUUUGACCUGACUCUCAGAUGCAGGAACCCCGAAUGGGGGCUACGGGACACCUCCCUUCUCAAGGACCUGGGCCAGGCCAGCGGCCUGCUCCUGGAGAGGAUGGUGGACAUGCCAGCCAACAACAAGUGCCUAAUUUUCCGAAAACAGUAACUCCCUCUUCCACGAUACCUGUGUUCCUGGACAAAGCCUCUGCCAUCCUGGGCCAGACUGUGGGGUGUGACCCUGCUGACUGGGGAUUCUUGACCAGUGGCCACAGGGCUGCUGAGAACCUGAGAAUAAAGUCUUUCCUGCUGCCCCA